AUGAAUUGUUACAUUUUUCCUUUGUUGUUCACGACUGUUAUUGUUCCACAUUCCACUUAUUUUUCUACGAAUCUGUUCAUUUAUGGAGAUGAUCAUCUCGUCUAUGCAGGUGCAUGUGCUGCCUACGAUGCGGAGUUCUGCUCACGCCACGUGGAAAAUAGCGUGUGCAACAAAGUGAAGAAUGAGUGCUUCUGUCGCAAGGACUUUGUGGCGAUUCGGGAGAGUGGGCGCGUUACAUGCAAGACAUUGUUAACCGAUUUGAAAUGUCGAGUUGAUCGGGACUGCGUGCAUGUCAACCGCAGUAGUUGUCAUCCUGGAGCUGGAUACUGUUCCUGUCCGGGAAACACAAUCUACGUCCCUCAAUUGCAUGCCUGUCGAAACCGACUGGACUACUCCCGUGAUGUGGUAUGCAAAGCUUGUCAACAAAAGCGGGGAAUAUGUUUUUUGCACGAAAAGUAUGACCAACCUGAAGAGGAUGUCAGUGAGAACACGUUCACCCGUUCAGACGUGAGAAUUCAGAUGCGUGCAACGUGCGCUGGUGGAAUAGUGGUAACACGUUCGCCUCGCAUGUCAGGUGUCCGGAGUUCAAACCCCGGCACGGCCAUUGGAUAUGCACUGCUGAUGAGCUCUAACAAGAGCGAAACUCGAGUCCAGUACAAUCAGAACAGAAUAGGUUGUGUGUGUCCCGGUUCAGGACAGGCAACUAGAAUCAAGUCAGACGAUUGGUCAUCUGGUAUAUGUGCAGGACAGCUCGUCGAUAUCGGUCUGCAGUGUGAUGAGUCCGUGACAUUUUGUCGAUCACGGAACGCGGUUUGCCGACGUAUUAGAGAAAACACAGCGCACGCAACCAGCAUUCACUCGACACAACUAUGGCAGAAACCCAGCGAUGAUACAUCAGAACGCUCCAGUGAGAACAAUGAAGUCGCCGUCUGCCAGUGUAAAGAAAAUACCGUCCCUGUCUAUCAGACGACCCUGAGUUACACAGAAUGCUUUCCAACUUUGCCAUUCAAUGCUUCUAAAUGUGAAUCGUGCUCAAGAGUGAACGGUGAAUGUUACGAUCUCAAUAGUGAUGGGAUCGGUGAUGGGUGUGUCUGCCCACCACACCUUUCAACGUUCAGAAAUCGUUUGGAUUCAAACGUUGAAUUCUGCACCCAGAGCCACGUCGCUACGAACUGCUCAGACGGCUUUUUCUCCGUGUGUUACGCCCCACAUUCCGGUGAGCCGUACGAAGAACUUACUUCUAAUCUACUCAGUGGGAUGGCCGUUGUUCGCCUAGCCCCCUCCACGGGUGGAGAUAAUGCAGACGUGUUCGGGACAAGCACGGACAACACGCGAUCCCACAUUUCAGGCUUUAAUCCGGAAACGGUCGUCAGUCGAGGGACAGCGUAUCGACACUUUUAUACUACCGCACACGUUGACAGCACAAAGCCACAAAGACACGUAGCGUCUUCAUUGUCUCAUUCUUGUCAGCUGAUUGAAUACAGAGCGCUACAGAAAACGCGCACGGGUUUGCCAUAUGGUCGCCUUCGACAAUCUGGUGGAUUUGGUGAAACGUCUGUGGACUCUGAUCUGUUUUGUGUGCAUUUAAACGUGUGGCAAUACCAAACACAGUGCGGCGUUCGCUUGUAUCGACUGGGACGGAAUGUCAUCCAAUAUGAGGCGCUUUUGGAAAUCCUGGUCAACAGAUCAGUUCGCACUCCCAGCCAAGAUCUUCAAAUUCCCAUCAAAUGCAUCGCACCAGAACCAAAGCGGUCACCAGAUAUGAACACAAAAUCAUCUACAGGUGCGAAUGAAGAUUUUCGUGCCACCAGAACCACUGCACAGAUAACUCAGUCAAUGACGGUGGAAUUGCGAUUGCUAUCAUCAGCCAACAAAGAGAUUGACGUGACAACGGAAGGAACUCCAAUUCGAUUAGACAUUCUGCUUGUGGACAAUACAGGACAAUACAAGUUUAUUACCGUGGAGCAGUGUUACUAUAGCAAUCGGUCAAUUCUAUCGGGGAACAAAGAACAACAUAUCCUGUUUAUUCAAAACGGGUACGUUCAGCUUUCUUCUUAUCAAUAUAAUCCAUCAUUGUAA
Molecule: messenger RNA, 2079 nt
Organism: Opisthorchis viverrini
Lineage: Eukaryota; Metazoa; Platyhelminthes; Trematoda; Opisthorchiida; Opisthorchiidae
Exons: 11
Coding region: 1-2079 (692 amino acids)
Source: RefSeq, a predicted model, not a curated record